Messenger RNA from Ostrea edulis (European flat oyster), 2001 nucleotides. Its product is annotated as glycosaminoglycan xylosylkinase-like. Gene Ontology annotation, cellular component: Golgi apparatus. The transcript has 9 exons. The record is from RefSeq and is a predicted model, not a curated record. NCBI's taxonomy places the organism in Eukaryota, Metazoa, Mollusca, Bivalvia, Ostreida, Ostreidae. Gene Ontology annotation, biological process: protein phosphorylation. The coding region runs from base 196 to 1476 and encodes 426 amino acids. Gene Ontology annotation, molecular function: phosphotransferase activity, alcohol group as acceptor.
UUUACUGUGCAUUUAAAGAAGUGUCCAGGCUGGGAAAUGGAUCUGAGGGCUACCUUCAGGCUCCCAAACCAGCAGGAAGCUAAAUUCCUAGAAGCUCCAUGCUUCUGGUAAACCAUGGAAGAACAUUUCUCAUCUGAAAACUACAGGUGAAAGAGGGACAACUCUUACAAAUCAACCUAGAAUGCGUUCAAUACCAUGAGAAGGAAAUGGAGAGUAUUGGUCGGCUGUAUGGUAAUCUUUAUUCUGUUUGUUUCCUACAAAAUACUGGAACCAGACAUCAAAGGAAAGGUAACCCAGGUGGAAGCAGAUAGCAAAGGGCUUCCUGUGGCAAGGGAAGACAACUCUGAUGCGGAAGAAGUGGAGACUCCGCGAGACCCAGAGGAGAUUGUGAAGGAACUGCGGCAGAAAUAUUGGCUAGAUUUCAGCUUUCCUUUGAAGGACUCCCCAUGGCGUUUGGCAGAGAGAAUGGUGAAUGACAGGAAGGUACAUCCGGAAUAUGUUCCAGAGCUAGGUUCAAUUCUUCGUGAAAUGGCCACAAGGAAAAUUGUUUCAGCUGACACAGGUUACAAAGGGACACAACUCAAACUUUCUCUGAUAUUAGAGGGAGGCCAAGUUGUAGCAUUCAAGCCCAAAUGGUACAGAAGAGAGGACAUUUUCUCAGAGACUCCAUAUUCUGGUGCUGACCGACAUAAUGGUGAAAUUGCAGCAUUCCAUUUAAACAGGAUAAUGGAAUUUAGACGGACUCCUCUGGUAGUAGGAAGGAAGAUAAACUUAAAAUCAGAAAUCAUUCCUAAUGGAUCUGAGCAGCUGCUGAAAACUUUCUUCGUUAAUGGUUCAGACACGUGUUUCUAUGGUAAAUGUUACUACUGUAAGGGUAAGGAGACUGGGGUGUGUGCUGAGGGGGACACACUGGAAGGCAGCGUUAUACUGUGGCUCCCAAAGUCCUUCCCCUUAAAGACUUACCGUCACCCCUGGGCAAGAACUUACAACCCCGGGAAGCAAGCACAAUGGGAAAAGGAUCCAAAUUACUGCAGUGCUGUGAAAGCCAUUAAUAUAUAUUCUCAUGGUCCACGACUGUUUGAUUUGAUUGACACAGCCAUUUUUGACUUUCUUAUUGGAAAUGCUGACAGACAUAGAUACGAAACACUAGGAGGUCACUUGGAAUCUGCAUUUCUUCUCCUAGAUAAUGGAAAAAGCUUUGGAAAUCCUUUCCAUGAUGAAAUCUCAAUAUUAGCACCACUAUACCAAUGUUGUGUAAUUAGAUACAGUACUUACAAAAGACUACUUCUCCUAAGACAUGGGGUUUUAAGCCGAGUUCUACGGAAUGUGUUAAGACAGGAUCCUAUAGCUCCAAUACUGACAGAGGAACAUUAUCAAGCUCUGGACAGACGACUAGAAAUUGUCUUAGAGAAAAUUCAGACUUGUCUUGACAAUUCACCACAGAACAGAGGCCUAGUGAAAAAUGUGAGGUCCUGAUGAUACGUGAAGCUUGAUAAUCAUUUCUUUUAAACAUCAAAGUGAAACUGUGUCAUCUCGAAAAUCACAUUGUAACAAGUCAUAAAUCAGUUUUUCAUAGAAAUUGGUUGGAAAUACAGGAUGCAUUUUCAUGGAAAUACAGUAUGCAUUUUCAUUGGUGGUGUAUGUUCUAUAAUGUACUGCAUUGUUAACUGAGGGACUUUAAUGGGGGUCAACAUAUUUCAAUUAUUUAUUUACUGUUUUGAUAAAAGUCUUAAUCCUUCCAUAAAAAUACUGAAUUUAAAGCUGUGCACAGUACAUCUAUACCUAUCUGUGUAUUUUAUAAAGAUAUCUCUGACUAUAAUCAUGAAUUCACUUUUUAAUUCUUUGUUCACUUAGCCAUUUUCAAGGAGUCUAGUCAUGUUACAGAAACAUUAGGAUGUUGCCUUCAUUGAAGGUCUAGUUUUGUUUCAGCAUGUUCUUUUUUUUCUUUUCAUUUUGCCACCAUAUUUGUUCUUAAAAUAAACUAUUUUUAAUUUCUUUUCA